AUGUGGGAUAAUAGGUUGAAGCCUAAGAACAAAUCAGCGGUGGGAGAGAAAAAUGGGGGGUAUCCUGGUGGCAGAAAUCCAUUGGUGGUGUUACCCCGUAUGAUCAACGAAGGUCUAGAACCGAGCAAGCAAAGUUUAGAUAAAAGACCUGUUCUAGGUCCUAUUACACGGCCAAGUCGAGUUAUUGCGAUAGAAGGUAUUGAUGGGGCUGGAUUGGGUGGUGUGGUUGGAUUGGGCAAGGAGAUUGGUCUGAGUGCUGAAAUUGGGUUGGGCAGUGGUUUGGGGUUGGGUCGGCAAUGGGUAGUGUGUCUGGGCUGUAAGAAGGAUAAUCGGUGUGUGCGCUGUAUCUGCAUGAGUGGAAUGGGUGGCAGUACUGGUGGAAUGGGUAGUGCUGGGGAGUUAGGUGUGAGUGUAGGAGAAGAUUUUGUGGAUGCGGCUAAGAAUGGACUGGGUGAAGGUGGGAGUGAAGAUAGUGAGGGGGAGGGAAUAGUAGGAAGUGCGGGUGAAUGGGGAGUUGGCGAGCGUAUGGAGUUGUGCCGGUUUUGUGACCAGAACAAAAACUGGGUCUUGGAAACGGUGCAACGUGGGUACUUGGUGCGGUUUGCCGGUUUGGCCGAUGCUAUUGGGUUUUAUAUGGCCCAUCGGUCGGUACUAAGACUGGCCUGGGCACGUGGGAUGAGUAGUUUAGGGUUUAUGGGGCAAGUGAACGAGAGUGAGGUAGGGGUGAGUCCAAAGUUGCAGAUCUUACAGAAAGCCUUCUCGGUGUACGGACCUGGAUGUAAAGCAGCACCACUUAUGGACGAGUCCUUUCCGGCUGACAGUCCAAUAAGCGAGAAAACAGGCGUGCUGUACACUGAGACAGAACGGACCAAUGGCUUUGUUUAUCAGGCCAGUGGGCGACACUCGAAUAUUACGCUGCAGGCUAAACUGCGCGGUCUUUCACAGAGCCAGUUGUUAGCAACGAUUCAGAAAGUGCCAUCACCAACCUUUUACUUUUUGUCAAAGCACAAGUAUGGAACUUAUGUCAUUCAGUUGGUGAUUGCGAUGGCUGAGGACGAGAGUUUAGUGUUGGAGAUAAAGAAGCUUUUGUUUCCGCACGCCUCAGCUUUACUACAGCACAGCAUUGGGAAUUAUGUAGUUCAGAAGAUGCUAGUUUUUGAUGUUCGAUUUGUGUUAGAUUGUUUUUUAUCUGAUUUUGAAAUGAUUUUGAAAAGUAAGAUAGGCGCACGGGCAUUUAAAAACUGUGUCAAGAGUUUUAUUCCUUACAAAAAAGAGAUCUUGCCUCAGCUGUUGCUUAUCAUUUCUGGGAAUAUUCUCUUGGAAGAGCAGAAGAUCCUUAAAGCUGUGUAUAGAGAGCUUUAUGGAAGCUUUAAAUAG
Molecule: messenger RNA, 1377 nt
Organism: Nematocida homosporus
Lineage: Eukaryota; Fungi; Microsporidia
Exons: 1
Coding region: 1-1377 (458 amino acids)
Molecular function (GO): RNA binding
Source: RefSeq, a predicted model, not a curated record